AAGAAAAUAGUGAGUAGCCUUGCAUUUGGGUAUAGAUAAUUUAAGGUAAUUUCCAACGUGAUCUCGCCAGGGCGACGUGUCCGAGUACCCGGAGGCGACGGUGUGCCUCCGCGCGCGGCCCUCCACGCUCAUGAGCUACGAGAGCCACAUCUCCAUCGCCACCUCCGACCAGGACAACGACGUCCUGCACAUGUACCGUCGCGGCGAGAACCACGGCUUCUACUACAACGGCGUGCGUCAGUACGGCUACCAGGACAUGACCAACGACAUCGGCCUCCACCAGUGGAGCCACUACUGCCACAAUUUCCACAACGGCGAAUACCGGGCCUACAUCCACGGCAAGCUGGAGGCCAAGGGGCCGUUCAGCGUGCCCCACAAGGUUCCUCUGCCGGUCAAGGGCAUCAUCACCAUCGGGCAGGAGCAGGACCUGCUGGCCGGCGCCUACGACACCGACCAGAGCUUCCGGGGUCACAUAGCGCAGGUCAACAUCUGGAACCGCUCUCUAACGGCCGAGGAGGUCAGAGUGCAGGCCUCGUGCGGGCCGGCGCCGCUGGGCAACAUCUUCUCCACGGACAGGGAGGACAUCGAGCUGCUCGGCGGGGCCACGGUGGAGCUGGUGGAGCCGUCGUACUUCUGCGAGAAGGCGGUGGAGUACGUGAUCUUCCCCGAGGCCAGGGAGAUGGCCGACUCGAAGCUCACCUGCAACCGCGUCGGCUACGAGGUAUACACGCCCAAGGACGCCGCGGACAACCACGAGCUGCACCAGCAGUCGCUCAACUUCGCCGAGGAGUGUCUGUCCAACUACCACCUGUGGAUCGGGGUCACGGACGAGGAGGAGGAGGACGUGUGGAGGAAAUUCACCGACAACUCCGUGGCGCAGACGCAGUUCGAGCUCAACGAGCCCAACGGCGGCACGGGCGAGAACUGCAUGCUCAUGUUCCUGCCCAACGGCCGCUGGGUGGACACCUCGUGCGUGAUCAAGUGGCCCGCGUGCGUGCCCUGCGAGGUGGACCGCAGGAAGCCGCUGCGCCUCAGGGGCUUCUGCUACACCAACGAGGCGGAGACGUACUACGAGGUGCUGGGCUACAAGAGGGGCAAGCCCUACCUGCACGGCUACUACGGCUACAUGGUGUACAAGAGCGGCCCGUACGACUGGGAGAUGUACGACACGGCGGAGGAGGAGCUGGUCGCCGUGCUCAAAGUGCCGUCCAAAGACACGUACCCGAUCGGCCGACACAUCUGGGAGUUGAGAAGAUCGAUGUGCAACCACCUGAUCGGAUCCAAACUGCAGCUCAGUUUCUCCAUCUGCAACAACAACGAAUUCACAUGCUCAAACGGUGACUGCAUUCCCAAAGCGAAGCGGUGUGACGCCAAGGACGACUGCGUAGACUUGUCAGACGAGGAGGACUGUCAGGUGAUCAUCCUGCCGAAGGGAUACCGUCGCGAGCGCCCGCCGGACAACGAAACCGAAGGCCGGGCCAUCUACCUGGGAGCCAUCGUCAACGUGCAGAGGUUCAUGGAAAUCAGCGACAUCAGGAGAGUGAUCAACGUGGAGUUCACGGUAGAGCUGUCCUGGAACGACCCUCGCCCCAAGUACUACAACCUGGGCGACACGCUGGAGUGGAACAAGCUCUCCGCCAAGGACCGCGAGCGCAUCUGGCGGCCGGUGCUCAACUUCCCCAACGUCUACGACGGGAACAUCAAGCAGCUUUCCCACGAGCUCUACCUGAACAAAAAGGGCAAAGCUCUGAAGCCCAAUUACAACGACGUCAGAAUGGACACCGUAUACGCUGGGAAGUCCGCCGACAUCGUACAAAAACAGCAUUACAGCGCUGUGUUCGCCUGUUCGUUCGACGUGUUCUACUACCCGUUCGACACCCAGCGAUGCUACCUGCAGCUCCAGCUCAGCGUGCGACGAGAACUGGUGUCGUUUUUGUCCGAGAAGGCGAGGGUGGUGUACGGCGAGGACAAGAAGCUGCCCGCGUACGUCCUCAGCGAGUACAUCAUUGCCGUGACGGAAGGUGGUAACAACGAGACUCGCUACAGUAGGUUACAGGUGGAGUUCGAGCUGACGAGGAGGUGGACCAUGAUCGUGCUCACUGUGUAUCUCCCGACCAGUAUGUUGCAGCUCAUCGGAUACGCGACGCUCUACGUCAAUGUCUCCCUCAUGGACGUGCGAAUGACCGUGGCGCUGACGACGCUCCUCGUGCUGUACACCCUCUUCAGCAACACCUCCGACACCCUCCCCGUCACCGCCUACGUCAAGCUGAUCGACGUGUGGUUCUUCUUCUGCAUCUUCCUGCUCUUCUUCAUCAUCGUGACACACGUGAUAGUAGAGCACCUGGUGAACAUCGCGGCGAUAGAGCAGACGAAACUGACGCAGGUGCGGCCCUUCAAUGGGGCCGGGGGAGGAGGAGGCUUUGCUGCCAACUCUAUGGUGCGGCCGAGUUCUCCGAUGGCCGAGAAAAUCAUGUUGGCCUCUCGCUACGUCGUUAUCCCGCUCGUUAUAUUCACGUUUAACCUCAUUUACUGGGGGCUCGUGUUCGGCACCAACUAUUAGGCGUCUGCGCGAAGGCCAGCGGAGACAGGAGGAGAAGUGGGCGUGAUAAUGAGUGCUGGUUGACCCGGUAGAGAGAGGGUAGAGGGUCACGUGCACACACAGGCACACACACAUGUAGGAACACAUGUACACACCCACACGCGUACACAUACCCACACAUACGCACACAUGCGCACACACAC
This is a messenger RNA of Penaeus chinensis, 2742 nucleotides long. RefSeq lists its product as uncharacterized. The transcript has 6 exons. Gene Ontology annotation, molecular function: protein binding; extracellular ligand-gated monoatomic ion channel activity; neurotransmitter receptor activity. Bases 131 to 2560 code for a protein of 809 amino acids. The record is from RefSeq and is a predicted model, not a curated record. NCBI's taxonomy places the organism in Eukaryota, Metazoa, Arthropoda, Malacostraca, Decapoda, Penaeidae. Gene Ontology annotation, cellular component: membrane; synapse; neuron projection. Gene Ontology annotation, biological process: chemical synaptic transmission; signal transduction; regulation of membrane potential.